AUGCCUACCCUCAAGUCCAUUGUACUUACCGUGCUGGCAGCCUCCGCUACUGUCGCCGCCGCCGCUCUUCUAUCUCCUCAGCAGACAGUACCUACAGACGCUUCUGACGCUGCGCCAUUGUCGCACCUGGAAGUGCAAUGCGGGUGCUGGAACCUGUGCACGCUGCAAACUCUCGGCGACGCCUCGAUCACGGGCUGCGACUCCGCCUGUGAUCCACACUUCCUCUGCGAGACUAUCGACGCGCUGAUCAGCGGCCCGACCAUCAUCGCCGCAGCAACUGCUUCGGCUUCGACUCCAGCGAUUUCCAGACGGGGAGGUUCUCUCGGCGGCACACCACCGCCAUUCAAUCCCUUCGACUCCCGCUCAACUCCUGGUUCCACGGUACCCGACGAGCCUCCUUGUCCCGGGGUUGCGCUCAAGGCCAAGCGCGCGCGCGAGCGUCCCCUCAAUCCGUGGCUGGACUGUCGACCGCGCUAG
Messenger RNA from Cladophialophora bantiana CBS 173.52, 477 nucleotides. RefSeq lists its product as uncharacterized. NCBI's taxonomy places the organism in Eukaryota, Fungi, Ascomycota, Eurotiomycetes, Chaetothyriales, Herpotrichiellaceae. Bases 1 to 477 code for a protein of 158 amino acids. The transcript is spliced from 2 exons. The record is from RefSeq and is a predicted model, not a curated record.